GGCCGGGUGCUGUGAGGCGAGGUGCGGGGCUCGGCGGCGACCCCGGGGCGGCGGGAGGGCCCUGCCCGCUCCCCUCAGCCAUGGCGCAGGCGGCGCUGGGCGCGGCGGGCCUGCACUUCGACGAGCUGAACAAGCUGCGGGUCCUGGAGCCCGAGGCGGCGCAGCAGACGGCCCAGCUCCGCGAGGAGUGCAGGGCCUUCCUCGACAAAAUAGUAGAAUUUCAAAAAAUAGUGGGUAGCUUAAUUGAACUUGUUGAUCAGCUGGCAAAAGCUGCUGAAAGUGAGAAGAUGAAGGCCAUUGGUGCCCGAAAUUUGCUGAAGUCUGUAGCAAAGCAGAGAGAAGCUCAGGAACAGCAACUUCAGGCUUUAAUCGCUGAGAAGAAGAUGCAGCUGGAAAGGUACCGAGUCGAGUACGAGACUCUGUGUAAAAUCGAAGCGGACCAGAACGAGUUCAUCGACCAGUUCAUCUUUCAGAAAUAGAGGAUUCUGAAAAUAAAACCAAACUCACUUGGGAACCUUGACCAUUCCAGAAUCUUGAAAAUUCCAAAAAUAUGCAAUUUUUCACUGUGUAUGAAUGAAUAGAUGGUUUGUGCAAAUGGGAGCGUCUUUUAAUUCAGCGUGAAUUACGCUACAAGUGGCAAUAAGGAGGGCUUUCCAACAGGUGUCAAGACUGUUCUGUCCUUUGAUUUUAUAAAAUUUUGUACAGUCAGUAGUUCUAAUUCAAAUUAUAGUUUGAUUAAUACUACUGUUGCUAUGUUUUGUCUCUCGCUUUUUGAAUUGUACAGCUCUUUCACAGAAAUUGGGAAAUAAAUUAUUGUUUUCAGACUUUCUGGAUAUACCAGGA
Calidris pugnax (ruff) is the source of this 843-nucleotide messenger RNA. It is a transcript of the gene IFT20, whose product is annotated as intraflagellar transport 20. Gene Ontology annotation, cellular component: Golgi apparatus; intraciliary transport particle B; cilium. The record is from RefSeq and is a predicted model, not a curated record. Gene Ontology annotation, biological process: intraciliary transport; centrosome localization; protein localization to cilium. Lineage: Eukaryota; Metazoa; Chordata; Aves; Charadriiformes; Scolopacidae. The coding region runs from base 81 to 479 and encodes 132 amino acids. The transcript has 4 exons.